Molecule: messenger RNA, 1428 nt
Organism: Clonostachys byssicola
Lineage: Eukaryota; Fungi; Ascomycota; Sordariomycetes; Hypocreales; Bionectriaceae
Source: the annotation of a GenBank genome assembly
AUGACCCGAGAGAAUUCGCCAGACAACUUGAAUGAUGGUGAAAGCGAUGCCGAGGCCAGAGAUGAUCAGGUGAUUGUCGGCGCCCCCAUGGCUAGCCUCUUCAAAGUCACUAGGCUGAGGAACAUACGAAGUGAUCCCGGCUCUCACCGGCAUGGGCCAGUGACAUCCGACCGGGGCCAGCCCAUGGAUUUCAUCGACGAAGACCGAGCUUGCCUAGCUGAUGCCGAGAAGCUUUUCACAACCUUCAAGGGGACACUCAAUGCAUAUUUGUGGGGAGGGGUAGUAUUGGUGCAUGAUACUCUGGCCUCUGCCCGCCAGUCGUCGCCACUACUAGUGGCAGCGAUCCUCGCCGUGACCGCCCUUCACACACAAGAUGAGGGUCAAAGUUUUGACCGUUAUUACCCGAUACUGUUGGAGAUUGCUGGGCAAAGCCUCUUUCAAAGAUACCACAACCUUGACGACAUAAGGGGUUUGUGCAUUGGUGCCUUUUGGCUUUCCGAUGUCAGUUGGAAAUUAUCGGGUCUGGCUGUGCGCAUUGCUACCGAGCUGAAUAUUCAUCAGUCAUGCGCAAAGGCACUGAGAGGUGAUGCAGCCCAUUUUGAGAAGGCGAGGCUCUGGUACGUCUUGUAUGUGUGUGAUCAUCACUUCAGCAUCGCCUAUGGACGACCUCCCGUGAUCAACGAAGAUAUGACCAUCACAAACCAUCAAGCGUUUCUAGACCUGCCAGGAGCUACCAAAUCCGACAUUCGACUCCACAGCCAGGUGGGAAUAUUCAUGAUCCUCAGCCGUGUCGACUUCAGCUUUGGUCCCGAUAGAUCUAGGCUUGUGGCCAACGACGAGUUUGAGUCCAUCCGGCGCUAUGGCGCGGACAUCGAUCAAUGGAGGCGAAAGUGGGAACAAAGGCUAGAGAGGCAAGAGUUCAUCAACGUCGCGUUGAAGAGUGCUUCCUCAGCCUUGCACUUGAUCUUGGAGGACCCAGAUAUCCGCAAAGCCGUAGUUGGUGUUCCACUCUACUUACUGACCACCAUCUCGCAUGCAUCCAUCUUCCUAAUGAAGGUCCAUUCCAAGUGGAGAUCGGCCAAUUUCCAGGUUGGCUUCCAUGAAAUUGUGCACCUUAUCGAGGCAAUAGUAGUGUUGCUCGAUGACACCAGGGGUUGUUCCAGGCAUGUCAACCAGUACAUUGCCAAUGGGCUCCGCAGCAUGCUGGAGAAGUUCCGCAGAUGGGAGACAUCGAACGAGCUACAGUUGCAGACUCCUGCCAACGACAGCAAUAUGCUUUUAGGGUGGAAUGAAUCCCGGCAAGGAUGGGGGACAGAGACGGAUUGGGGAUUCGGCGCCGCCGGGCUAUCAGACCAGUUCGGGUUUGGCUCUGACUACUACCACAUGGAUCUCUUGGGAAUUCUAGGAUCUCAAAUGCCCGAGUCAUGA